This is a messenger RNA of Lates calcarifer (barramundi perch), 1048 nucleotides long. RefSeq lists its product as uncharacterized. Bases 4 to 654 code for a protein of 216 amino acids. The record is from RefSeq and is a predicted model, not a curated record. Lineage: Eukaryota; Metazoa; Chordata; Actinopteri; Centropomidae. Gene Ontology annotation, biological process: response to bacterium. The transcript is spliced from 6 exons.
ACAAUGGGGAGCUUUAUCUUGAUAACAGCUUUAUUUCUCUACAGCUACAACUGGAUCUCUGUCUCAGUGUCUGAGACUCAGACUGUGGAGGUCCAGCUUGGUCAAGAAGUCACACUGCUGUGCCCCAACAUUUCUAAACAUCCAACUCAGACAGACUGGUUCAGACUGGUCAACAGAACUGAGGUCAGCUGUGUCUCCGCUAUGUACAAGUCUGAUGGUGAAGCUUCAUUCUGUGAUGGAUUUCAAAACAGAUUUGAAAUGAGCUCCAACAUCACCACUGUCUUUCUUAAAAUCAAGCGAGUGGAUUUCUCUGACUCUGGACUGUAUUUCUGUGGAUUUUACAUCAACGCACACACAGUCAUUUCCAAUACAGUACAUUUAAAUGUUCAAGAUGGUGACUUUGACAAUGAAGUGGAUUUUAAGACUGAAAAAACCCCUGAUGGAAUAACAAACCUGAUGACUGUGGUCCUGGGUGGUCUGACUGUUUUCCUCACUAUAGUCAUCAUUGUUCUGGCUGUUGAAAUCAGGAAACUUCAGACAGCUGUGAAUGAAGAACCACAGACAGAAAGAAACAAGAGCUGCAAGUGGCAUCAAACAGCACGUUCAGACAAGCAGGCAGUCAUGAUAGUCCUCUGUAAGAUGAAUACAUAUUAGUCCUGUUAAUUCACAUUAAUAAACUCUAACUUCAACUGUGAUCUUCAAACUUUAACGUAGCGACUCUGAGAGGUUUUAGUUUUACUCAGAAUGUGACAAAAUGAUGCUUGUAGCUGCUCUUGUUGUCUUCUUCACAAACAUGAAAAUGUCCAUCAAACUAGAAUUUAUUCUUGUUACAAAGAGAAAAUUGAGUUCUUCUGCCAUGCUGUUAUAACCAUUCUAGCUGGUUGCAUAUAGUUUCUGACCUACAGUUACAAACAAUAAACAUUUGCAAAAGAACAAGUUUAAAGAACACACGUCUUUGCUCAAAUUAUCCUGUUCUGGUUUUUGGGGUUAGGUUUUGGCUAAAUCAGCUACAGUGUGUGUUUUACAGUGUGUGACUCUAAAUACUCUG